GCCCCGUUUCUGCGCCGCACUAUCGUUGGAAGGAUUCAGCACUGCGAGAUCGAUCUUUCGGCUGAGCCAUUUACUUCGCUUCAUCGCCCAACGGCAACAAGCGCCGAACUGUUUAGCUGCCUUUUAGUUGAACAAGGGGCCAGCUCUCAACGGUCUCGGAACAAUGGUCCCUACCAUGUCGUUCCCUGCUGCCGAAUCGCCACCAGAUCCAGACCAAUCGGCCCCUCAAGACAAAUUCGCUUUUCUCCGAGAGAUCACGGGUACCCAAAAACACCGCAACAAAACGUUCUACCAGCACCUUUUCAACGUGUACACUUAUCUAAAAAAACACGGGGCUCCAGAAGAGGUUUGCGAUGCUGGCCUGUUUCACUCCAUCUACGGCACCGAGUCCUAUGGGUUUCAGAACCAUCGCAUCACGAGAGAGGUGGUACGCGGCUUUAUCGGUGAUUACGCCGAGGAGCUAGUAUACAUCUUCUGCACGACAAAGGAUAGAUUCAAGGCGAUUGUGAAUAACACGAUGGCGCUCAGCGCCAGGCAGGCGCGGGAUCUGUGUUGCAUCGAGUUCGCAAACAUGUGGGAUCAAAACAAAGACCGACGAUAUCAAGAGCGGCUGAUCAUGCUCGGGCAGGCGAUUGUGCGCCUAGAGAGUGGUAAUCAAUGAGACUCCCAUGGUAUCUUCAUUUGGGUUGUUUACUUAACAGGGGGCACAACACGGAACCUAAUCGGAUUUGCUAGGGGCACUGGCUGAGCACUUCUGUACUUUUGACAUUGCCGGCGACGCAGCUUUUUCACAGAAUACUGGCGCGAACGAGAACAACUGCAUUCGCACGAUCACGACUGCCAGUUGUAAAACGGCGCACGUGACGCGGACAGCGUACCAACGUACGACCACCUCCCCCACCACAAUCCACUGUGGCAGCUUGGGCCUCCUCUAUCUACAAGCAAUCAACUUAUCACGCGGCUUUCACUGGGCCAAGUCGAGAAUCCUGAAGGCUCUGAGUGGCGGCGACAUAUUUACGAUGACGUACGGUGUCACCUUUGCGAGCAGCGACAUCACUGCAGCUUCUCUGGCCCUGCUGUAUCCUGCUUGCGUCGACACCUCGCGCAUGUUCCCGCUAGAGUGAGCGGAGAGUGGCGGGACCUGGGCUCCCAGAAGUGUUGGUGUCACCAUCAGCGGUUAGUUCUGCGCCGAAACUACCGACUUUUUGGUCACGGUGUAGAUACAUAUCACCCACAACGGUGGACUGAAUCGAACAGUCCAGAGAAGCUUCGAAUGAUGGAUCGCUGCAUGUUCCAAGUGAGUCGCGACUAGUUGUUUUCGGCCGAGGCUUGAAGGCCUUAGGGAUAUCAUUAGCGAAGUCGACAUACUCAGUUCAGCGCCAGCCCACCCGUAUGCGUCGGAUGGCACCUAGGGCUGCAUGAGAUGAGUCUGAUUUUGUAUCUCCAUGUUUUGUACAGCCUUGAUGUCCCUUUUUACCUGGUCGUGUCAAGAUUGCGCACAACUCGCAGACAUGGAACCUCGUUCCUCAACAGUUGCAACACCGCAAGCGUGCCGGGCCUCUGCCAACAAAAAGGAUGGGGGCUUCUUGUGGGAUGAUCAAACAUGGCCUCUCAGUUUCGGCUCGCCGACCAAAAAUUUGACAUUCGUGCUCACUCACCACAUCGAGAGAAUAUGAUUGUUUGGCGCGACAAUGUUAUUCCAUGGGCGACAGAGAUAUACUUGUCUUUUCAGUGUCAGCUCAAGCAAAUCUGCCAAUGAACGGAAUUAAGAACGUGUGGCUUGUCGAAAGAGUGAACUGCCUGUGUUCUUUCACCCGGAAUUCCGAUUCUUGUCAAAUAAUUGACCACGAGUACUACCUCCUGUGCAAAGUGAACCGGGAUGUUCUUUCCGAUGGAUACUACAUGGAGCCGUGGAUUUGCUCUGUGUUCCGAAAAACAAGUACCAUUUGGAGUUAGAAGCAUUGGAAAGGCCUUUUCUGGGCAAGACAUUGUUCAUGUCCAGGCCACAUGUUCCGAUAUGGGAGUUCGGUUUUU
Cladophialophora immunda is the source of this 2034-nucleotide messenger RNA. RefSeq lists its product as uncharacterized. NCBI's taxonomy places the organism in Eukaryota, Fungi, Ascomycota, Eurotiomycetes, Chaetothyriales, Herpotrichiellaceae. The coding region runs from base 164 to 661 and encodes 165 amino acids. The transcript is spliced from 2 exons. The record is from RefSeq and is a predicted model, not a curated record.